CAAAAAAUGAGACAACUGAAACAGAUGAAAACAUAGACGUAACCAUCGGCAAGGAUGUCUCCGUUUAUCUUGGGUAUAGACCUGGGAACCACCUCCGUCAAAGUGGUUUUAUUAGAAGCUAGCUCGAAAACAGUCGUCACAAGCUGCUCUCUGCCAACCGAGUCUGAUAGAAGCGACAGCAGCGGGGUGAAGGCCAAGGAGCAGGACCCCGGCCGGAUCAUCACCACUCUGAACCGCUGCGUCGCCUCCCUGCCCAGAGACCAGCUGCAGCAUGUCCGGGGGAUCGGACUGUCCGGACAGAUGCACGGAGUUUUGUUCUGGAAACACAAGUCCGGUUGUGACUGGAAGGGAGACUCCUUCAGAGCCAAAGACACCAGCCAGCUCAUCACCUGGCAGGACGGGCGCUGCAGCAGCAGCUUCCUGUCCUCUCUUCCCAAACCAGACUCACACCUGAGCUUGGCCACGGGGUUUGGCUGCACCACCAUCUUCUGGUACAUGAAACACAGGCAAGAGUUCCUUGAGGACUUCACGGCUGCAGGCACCAUCCAGGACUAUGUGGUUUCCAUGCUGUGUGGUUUGGACGGGUGUGUGAUGACCCCUCAGAACGCAGCCAGCUGGGGCUACUUCAACUCAACCACCAACCAGUGGAACCAUGACAUUCUGAAGGAUGCCGGCUUCCCUCUGCGCCUGCUUCCUCAGUGUGUGGCGUCUGGUAGCUUGGCGGGACAGACGUGCUCUGCCUGGCAUGGCAUCCCUGCUCACACACCAGUAGGGGCCGCCCUGGGAGAUUUCCAGUGCGCUGUGUACUCCUGCAUGAUUGGCCGGACUGAUGCAGUUCUUAACAUCAGCACCUCGGCCCAGCUCACCUAUGCCAUGCCGGCUCAUUUCAAACCUCCGGAUGCCCCUCAGCCCGCUUCCCCCGUCUCUUACUUCCCCUACUUUGACGGCUCCUACCUGGCAGUGGCAGCGUCACUCAAUGGAGGAAAUGUAUUGGCCACUUUUGUGGGGAUUCUCAGUGAUUGGAUGAAAGAGCUCGGAGUGGAGCUGAGCGAGUCGAGUUUAUUUGAGAAGCUGAUCGAUUGCGGCCUGAGCCAGGAGAGCACUGACCUGAGGGUGAGUCCCACCAUCCUGGGAGAGAGACACAACCCGCUCUGCCUGGGUCAGGUGACCAACAUCUCUACCUCCAACCUCUCCCUGGGUCAUGUGACCAGGGCACUCUGCCGCGGGCUCGUGGACAACAUCACAUCCAUGAUGCCUGUGGAGUGCCUGCAGGAGGCCGGGGUCAGCCGGAUCGUGGGCAGCGGGAGCGCCCUCUCUCGCAAUCUGGUGCUGCGGCAGGAGGUGGAGAGGGCGUUUCCUCUGCCGGUGGAGUACGGACAAAACGUGGACUCUGCCGUGGGCGUGGCCAUGGUCUUCUGUGAUCGACUCUGAACCAGAACCUCAAUCCAAAGGAGAUUGCUUGUUUGUUUACGCAAAUAGUCCAAUUUUUGAUGAACAAAACGAAUACAAAUGAGCUGCAAUACAUGACUUUCACCUUCCAGUUAUAAUGUAAUUCAUGAUAAACUGUAAGUUAUUUGCACGGUUUAAAAAAAAAAAAAUUCUUAAGCCUUAUUUACCAACAGGACCUGCAUGAAGGUUGACUGCCCUGUGCAGUUUUCCUAAGCCCCAGUGCAGCUGGUGUGUGCUUAAGCAGCUCUAUGUUUAAUGUUUUAUUUAAUUUUUAAUUUAAUUUUUUUUUUUAAUUUUUUGAAUGACUUAUCCUAGCUGCUGGUGACAGCUAAAAUACCCUGAAACAUUCAACGAUUUAAAAAAAAAAAAAAAAAAAGCCUUUGGUGAUCAACCAGUUGCCAUUUUCCACUUUGGGGUCAAUUUUGUUGUUGGGUGGUGUAUUUUUUUAUUCUCUUCAAUAACAGGCCAAAUGCAGAUUACAGUCGCAUUACACCAUAUCAUUCACUACAGAUUCCACUGCAGAUGGAAAAGCUGAUGCUAUCUAAAACCUUAACAGGAAGCAUCAAGUUUUAUCAUCAGUGCUUCAGCAUCAGAUAGCAACAGCUACAUUUCAUACCAAUGUUCAAUGUUCAACAACAGUAAUUAAAAAAACAAUGCAAUGCAGGUUAAAGACAUGCUCUAAAUAAGGGGCAUGCCUCUCACCUUUUAUUCAGUAGAAAAACUCAGUCGGUGCUUUUGCUGCCUCCGUGGCUGUUGCUUUUUCCACCUACACAUACAGUAUGACCAACCAGCUGCAUGCAGCAGGUUUACAGCCAUUUUUCUUCAAACAGCUACAUUUACAGAUGAUCUGUCUGCAAGAGCAUAGAGAUACAGACUCAGAUCUUUGUGCUCCUUCACAAUGUACCGCAGGCCUUCAAGGAAACACUUGUUAUGAGCAGCUUCCAACGGGUGGCUUCAAUUCUUCCUCGCAGUGACCUUCUAGUCACAAAGCAGCUCCUCUAACCUUUACAGAGCUUUAGUUUCGUUUCAAGUGAAAUGCUUUGGUCUGUCCAGGUUUUAUUGAGGUUGGUGACUGCUGCCUUUGGUUUGCCCAGUUUUGAUUUUAAGUCUCAUUCUCUGUCUCCAAACUACAGCUACAUGAAUUCAAAAGUUGUUUUUCAUCCUAAUGAUUUGCUUUCAAGGAGGUGGGAGGUUUAAGUUUGACUGUUAAUCUUGAUGGAUUUUUUUUUUCUUGCAUCUGACUUUGAGCAACGGCAGCUGAAUUUCUCAGUUCAGUCAGGCUCCACUAGACUAUUUACUUGUUUUUAAUUCAUUGUUAGCUGUUUGGUUCAAGAUCCAGUCUUAAUUCAAUUAGAGGUAAAUCAGAUCAGAAUAAGAAGAAAUAGGAGAACAGACCCCUUUGGUCUGAAUUCUCCAGGUGGGUAAAUUUCAUGAGGGACUUAAAUCUCUGUCUCUUGAUAAGUGCUCUUAAUGUUAUCUGUAUUUUUAGAUGCAAGUCCAUAAUUUCAGAUUUGAGUCAUGGAAUUUCCUUCACAUGAAGUUUGAUAUUUGGCAUAAUUAUGGAUGAUUUACAUGAAAUAUUCGGAGCAACAGUGUUAUUGACUUGUAAUUUUCUAGGAUGAUGAGCAACUAAUUUUUCUACAACCAGACCAGAGGACCCUGUCAACAUUACUGCCAGUGGUUCAAUCGCAAGAUCGAAUAAUAGGGGACUCAAAGGGCAACCCUGUCUUGAGCCACGGGACAGAGGGAAAUAUUCAGGGAGUAUCCUAUUUGUUCGUACCCAAGCUUGCGUGGCUGUAUACAAAAUCUUGCUCCAUGAACAGAAAGAAGGCCCAAAUCCAAAUUUCUCCAACGUGGUGAAAAGGAAAUUAUAUUGGACUCUAUCAAAUGCUUUAAAAGCAUCCAUAGAUAUUAUAAUUUCAGGCUCCGCCUCAUUGGGUUGGUAUAUAAUAUUAAACACACGACGUAGAUUACUUGACAGUUGCCUACCUGCAAUAAAGCCUGUCUGAUCAAGAUGUGUCAAUUUAGGCAUAAUAUCUUCAAGUCUGCCACCUAGUACUUUAGCUAAAAUUUUGUAGUCACAACAAAGUAAACUAAUUGGGCGACAGGACUCACAUAACAAUGGAUCCUUGUUUUUUUUUUGAGCCACAAUGAAAUGGAGGCCUGUGUCAUAGUUGGAGGAAGAGUCUUACGGUUGAGGACUUCUUCAAAUAAUUUAGUCAAAACUGGAACUAAUUUAGGGCCAAAAAUUUUAGAGAAUUCUAUCGGAUACCCAUCAGGGCCUGGUGCCUUGCUGGAUUUCAUUUUUUUGAUUGCACAAUCAAUUUCUACAGCCGUUAUAUGCCUCUCUAAAAGAUUUCUGUCUGCUUCAACCAAUGAGGGCAUCUCCAUCUCACUAAAAAAGUCCUCCACUAGAUUAAAACUGGCCACCUCAGAUGAAUAGAGAUCCUCAUAGAAAGAUCUAAAUCUGUUAUUGAUUUCCCUCUGGUCCGCGACAACUUUGCCCUCCUCGUCUUUUAUUGCAGAUAAGAAGCCCGCUGUUGCAGACUGUUUGAGUUGGUGACACAAGAGCUUACUGGCGCGCUCCCCAUGUUCGUAAAAAGCAUGGCGUGAUUUCAGAUGAAGGUCUAAAGCACUGUCGUGAGUGAGGGAAUCAAAUUCUGCUUUGAGAGAAAGUCUCUCCUUCUAUAAGUUUUUUACGAUGGCGAAAUGGAAUGAAGAUGGUCAACCUCUUUUAUCCUGACAGCUAACUCUGAGGCAUGUUUAGAUUUUCUUUUAGUAUCACUGGCGUUAUAGGAAAUCGCUUGACCGCUAACAUAUGCCUUCAAGGUUUCCCACAACGUGCAGUAGCUUAUCUCAGGAGAUUCAUUGGUUUCAAGAAAUAGAACAGUAUGGGAGUUAAUGAAGUCAACAAACUUCCUAUGUGCCAGUAAUCUUGGGUUCAGGCGCCAUGUACACUGGGGAGGCACAUUUUCUGGAAAGCACAGCUUCAAAAGAACAGGGCUAUGGCCAGAUAUGACUAUGCUGCCAUAUUCUACUUGUUUGAUUAUGGGUAGUAGCUUUUGGUCAAUUAGGAAAUAGUCAAUUCUGGUAUAGGUUUGGUGUACGGGGGAGAAGAAGGAGAACUGUUUGUUCGUUGGGUAUUUGAAUUUCCAGGGGUCAAUCACGCCAUACGCCUGGAGAAAUGAAUUUAUAUAGCGUGCAGAUUUAGAGAGCGUGAUGGGCUUCAAGCUUGAGCGGUCCAGCUCCUUAUUUAGGAUACAGUUCAGAUCUGGAGCUAGAAUCAAAUCAUAUGAGUCUAAAUCUGGUAUAACUGAGAAGAGGGGAUCAACAUUAUCCCAAUUAGGGGCGUAAACAUUAACCAAGACCAUUGGCCCCUGAAUGAUGAUAUAACACCCCUCACUGCCCAUCAAGUCUGAGAGUGAUCUUUGUUUACCAACUUAGUUUCUCGUAAGAAUACUAUGUCAGAUUUAAGUUUACUUAAAUGGGCAAACAACUUAAUUCUCUUGAUCACACUAUUCAAUCCCCUUACAUUCCAACUCACCAUUGUUGUGUCUACACCGCCUAGACCUUUAGCCAUCAAUAAUAAUAAUAAGGUCAAAGGACCUUACAAGGAAUGUCGCUAAUUGCAUUGUUAUUAGUGAUAGCACUUUGAUCCAUUUAUCUUUCUUGAUCAGGAUUGUGUUGUAAUGAUUACAUUCACAGUUUUCUUCACCACUGACUCAGCUGUUCUUAUCUGACUUAAUUUAUGACAUGAUUAAGGUGAAAAUAAACCAGUGUUAACAACU
Myripristis murdjan (pinecone soldierfish) is the source of this 5237-nucleotide messenger RNA. It is a transcript of the gene shpk, whose product is annotated as sedoheptulokinase. The transcript is spliced from 7 exons. The record is from RefSeq and is a predicted model, not a curated record. Bases 55 to 1431 code for a protein of 458 amino acids. Gene Ontology annotation, biological process: glycerol metabolic process; phosphorylation; cellular response to lipopolysaccharide. Lineage: Eukaryota; Metazoa; Chordata; Actinopteri; Holocentriformes; Holocentridae. Gene Ontology annotation, cellular component: cytosol. Gene Ontology annotation, molecular function: sedoheptulokinase activity.